Grus americana (Whooping crane) is the source of this 7155-nucleotide messenger RNA. RefSeq names its product regulatory associated protein of MTOR complex 1 (gene RPTOR). Gene Ontology annotation, biological process: cellular response to amino acid stimulus; cellular response to starvation; positive regulation of cell growth. Gene Ontology annotation, cellular component: TORC1 complex; cytoplasm. The coding region runs from base 559 to 4683 and encodes 1374 amino acids. The record is from RefSeq and is a predicted model, not a curated record. The transcript has 36 exons. Lineage: Eukaryota; Metazoa; Chordata; Aves; Gruiformes; Gruidae. Gene Ontology annotation, molecular function: protein-macromolecule adaptor activity; protein binding.
GUAGCGCGGUGCAUUGUGGGCCGGGGGAAGAUGGCCGCCUCCUUGAUGUGGUGGUGAGAGGAGUCGGGCUCUCCGGCGCUGCAGGACGCGUCUCCCCUUCUCCUCCCGCCUCCCGCCCGCUCCCGGUCCGCAGCUCGCCGAUCCGCUCUCGGCCCGCCGGUGUGCGAGGUAGCUGGGAGCCGCGAUGGGCCGGGCCCGGCUCCCACCGCAGAGAGUGCAGGGCCCGCGGGGCUAGAGGCGCGAGUGGAGGCCCGGGCCCGGUCCCCGCCGGCACCUCGGCCCUCCGCGGGGCCGGGAGGAGCCGCCUUCCUCGGAGCCCGGACGGGGCUGCUGUCAACGGGCGGCGGCGGCGAGUCGCCAGGCGGAAGGUGCUGCUUCCCCCGGGCUUGUCCUUACCUGCACACCUGGGAGAGGAGCCUCCCUCUGCCCUUGCCCCGUCCUCCCCACCCCCCGCCCCAGCCCGUGUCCGCGCCCCUUCCCGCCGGAGGGAUCCCUCGGCCCCCACUGCGUGCUGGGCUGGAGAUUGCUGCUCACUUGUUGCCUGGCACUUCUCCUCUGAUGGAGUCUGAGAUGCUGCAGUCGCCUCUUCUGGGGCUUGGGGAGGAGGAUGAGUCUGACCUGACUGACUGGAACUUGCCUCUGGCUUUUAUGAAGAAAAGGCAUUGUGAGAAGAUCGAAGGCUCCAAGUCUUUGGCUCAGAGCUGGAGGAUGAAGGACCGGAUGAAGACUGUUAGUGUUGCCUUAGUUUUGUGCCUAAAUGUCGGUGUGGACCCUCCUGAUGUGGUGAAAACAACUCCCUGUGCCCGUCUGGAGUGUUGGAUCGAUCCUCUGUCCAUGGGCCCUCAAAAAGCUCUGGAAACCAUUGGUGCAAAUUUGCAGAAGCAGUAUGAAAACUGGCAGCCCAGAGCCAGGUACAAGCAGAGUCUUGAUCCUACAGUGGAUGAAGUUAAGAAACUGUGUACAUCUCUGCGUCGAAACGCCAAGGAAGAGCGGGUACUUUUCCACUACAAUGGACACGGCGUCCCCAGGCCAACAGUAAAUGGGGAGAUCUGGGUCUUCAACAAGAACUAUACUCAGUAUAUUCCUCUAUCCAUAUACGACCUGCAAACUUGGAUGGGCAGCCCUUCCAUUUUCGUCUACGAUUGCUCUAAUGCUGGCCUUAUUGUCAAGUCAUUCAAACAAUUUGCACUACAGAGGGAGCAGGAGUUGGAGGUGGCUGCGAUUAACCCAAACCAUCCGCUUGCUCAAAUGCCUUUGCCGCCAUCCAUGAAGAACUGCAUUCAGCUGGCGGCUUGCGAGGCCAGUGAGCUGCUGCCCAUGAUCCCUGAUCUGCCAGCUGACCUCUUCACGUCAUGCCUUACUACGCCCAUCAAAAUUGCUCUGAGAUGGUUCUGUAUGCAGAAGAGCGUCAGACUGGUGCCAGGAGUCACACUGGAUUUAAUAGAGAAGAUUCCUGGAAGACUGAAUGACAGGAGAACUCCCCUGGGAGAGCUGAACUGGAUCUUCACUGCUAUCACAGACACCAUUGCAUGGAAUGUCUUGCCUAGAGAUCUUUUCCAGAAGCUCUUCAGGCAAGACCUGCUCGUGGCCAGUUUGUUCCGUAACUUUCUCUUGGCAGAAAGAAUUAUGAGAUCUUACAACUGCACCCCUGUCAGCAGCCCUCGUCUACCUCCAACGUACAUGCACGCGAUGUGGCAAGCAUGGGACCUUGCAGUUGAUAUUUGCCUUUCCCAAUUACCUACAAUUAUAGAGGAAGGAACUGCCUUUAGGCACAGUCCCUUCUUUGCGGAGCAGCUGACGGCUUUCCAGGUGUGGCUGACCAUGGGUGUGGAGAACCGCAACCCCCCGGAGCAGCUCCCCAUCGUCCUGCAGGUGCUGCUGAGCCAGGUACAUCGGCUGCGAGCUCUUGACUUGCUGGGAAGAUUUUUGGACCUGGGUCCCUGGGCAGUUAGCUUGGCCCUGUCUGUUGGCAUUUUCCCGUAUGUGCUGAAGCUACUUCAAAGUUCAGCUCGCGAGCUGAGACCGCUCCUUGUCUUCAUCUGGGCCAAAAUUCUGGCAGUGGACAGUUCAUGCCAAGCUGACCUUGUGAAGGACAACGGUCACAAGUAUUUCCUCUCAGUUUUGGCAGAUCCUUAUAUGCCAGCUGAGCACCGGACAAUGACUGCUUUUAUCCUGGCUGUAAUUGUUAACAACUACAACACUGGACAGGAAGCUUGCCUUCAAGGAAACCUGAUUGCUAUUUGCCUGGAGCAGUUAAACGAUCCGCAUCCUCUUCUGCGUCAGUGGGUGGCCAUUUGUUUAGGACGUAUUUGGCAGAACUUUGACUCAGCCAGGUGGUGUGGUGUGAGAGACAGUGCUCAUGAAAAGCUCUACAGUCUCCUCUCAGAUCCAAUCCCAGAGGUUCGCUGUGCUGCAGUCUUUGCACUGGGAACGUUUGUGGGCAACUCAGCUGAACGGACCGAUCACUCCACCACCAUCGAUCACAACGUAGCCAUGAUGUUGGCCCAGCUCAUCAAUGAUGGGAGCCCCAUGGUUAGAAAGGAGCUGGUGGUGGCUUUAAGUCACCUGGUGGUUCAGUAUGAGAGCAAUUUCUGCACUGUCGCCUUGCAGUUCAUGGAAGAAGAGAAGAAUUACCCUCUCCCUUCUCCAGCCACCACUGAGGGCGGGAGUUUGACACCAGUGCGAGAUGGUCCGUGUACGCCGAGGCUGCGGUCCGUCAGCUCUUAUGGGAACAUCCGAGCAGUUACCACAGCUAGGAACCUGAACAAGUCCUUGCAGAACCUUAGCCUGAAUGAAGAAUCUGGAAGCUCUGUUGCAUUUUCUCCCGGGAAUCUCAGCACCAGCAGCAGUGCCAGCAGCACCUUGGGCAGCCCUGAGAAUGAAGAGUAUAUCCUGUCCUUUGAGACUAUUGACAAGAUGAGACGAGUCAGCUCUUACUCUUCUCUGAAUUCACUAAUAGGUGUGAGUUUCAACAGUGUUUAUACCCAAAUUUGGAGAGUUCUCCUUCACCUAGCUGCCGACCCCUAUCCUGAUGUCUCCGACUUGGCUAUGAAAGUUCUCAAUAGCAUUGCCUACAAGAUUAUGCAAGUGGGACUGGCCUGCAGACUGAAGCCUCAACGGCUCUCCAAUCCAGGUGAACUAGUACAUGCAACAGUAAAUGCUCGCCCGCAGCGCAUCCUCGACACGUCCUCGCUGACGCAGUCCGCCCCUGCCAGCCCCACCAACAAGGGCAUGCACAUCCACCAAGUGGGAGGGUCACCUCCAACCACUAGUACAAGCAGCUCCAGCCUGACGAAUGACGUGACAAAGCAGCCAGUCAGUCGGGACAUCGCAUCUGUAAGACCUGCCAAUGUUGGCAACAUGGGGGUGCAGUACACCCCCCACUCCCACCAGUUCCCCAGGACGAGAAAAAUGUUUGACAAAGGGCCAGAGCAGACUACUGACGAUGCCGAUGAUACCGUUGGACACAAAAGUUUCAUUUCGGCUGCAGUGCAGACGGGGUUUUGUGACUGGAGUGCGAAGUAUUUUGCUCAGCCAGUCAUGAAGAUCCCAGAAGAGCAUGACCUGGAGAGCCAGAUUCGCAAGGAGCGGGAGUGGCGGUUUCUGCGCAAUGCUCGUGUCAGGAAGCAAGCCCAGAAGAUCAUCCAGAAGGGUAUCUCCCGGCUGGAUGAUCAGAUCUUCCUCAACAGGAACCCGGGCGUCCCCUCCGUGGUGAAGUUCCACCCGUUCACGCCCUGCAUCGCCGUGGCCGACAAAGACAGCAUCUGUUUUUGGGACUGGGAGAAAGGAGAAAAGUUGGACUAUUUCCACAACGGGAACCCUCGGUACACCAGGAUCACGGCAAUGGAGUACCUGAAUGGACAGGACUGCUCCUUGCUGCUGACUGCUACAGAUGAUGGUGCCAUCAGGGUGUGGAAGAACUUUGCAGACCUGGAAAAGAACCCGGAGAUGGUAACUGCUUGGCAAGGGCUGUCAGACAUGCUGCCAACUACGCGAGGUCUGGCCCGAAGGGUUUCAAUCUAUCUUGACAGAAGUAAACAGGGAGGAGCAGGAAUGGUAGUCGACUGGGAACAAGAAACCGGGCUCCUGAUGACAUCGGGAGACGUGAGGAUAAUCCGGAUCUGGGACACAGAUCGGGAAAUGAAAGUACAGGAUAUCCCCACCGGAGCCGACAGCUGUGUGACCAGCCUCUCGUGCGAUUCUCAUCGUUCCUUAAUUGUGGCGGGGCUGGGGGACGGCUCCAUCCGCGUGUUCGACAGGAGGAUGGCUCUGAGUGAAUGCCGCGUCAUGACCUACCGAGAGCACGCGGCCUGGGUGGUGAAAGCAUACUUGCAGAAACAUCCUGAAGGCAACAUCAUGAGUGUCAGUGUGAACGGAGAUGUGCGGUUCUUUGACCCCCGGAUGCCAGAGUCCAUGAAGGUCCUUCAGAUAGUCAAAGGGCUGACGGCCCUCGACAUUCACCCGCAAGCCAACCUCUUCGCGUGCGGCUCAAUGAAUCAGUUCACUGCGAUCUACAACGGAAACGGGGAGCUGAUCAACAAUAUCAAAUACUACGAUGGCUUUAUGGGACAAAGAGUUGGAGCCAUCAGCUGCCUGGCUUUCCAUCCUCACUGGCCCCAUCUGGCAGUCGGAAGCAAUGACUACUACAUCUCCGUGUACUCGGUGGAGAAGCGGAUCAGAUAACGGCUCGUGGCAGCGGCGCAGGAGAGGGGAGUCCCAGCGGGCAGGGCCGUGUCUCACCCAUAGUGUACAUAGUGAAAUUAUUGACUUGAAUGUUUAGUGUUGGCUGCUGCUGCAACCCAUAACUUGAACAUUUUUUUUCUGACUUAGCUACUGAUGAUUUUGACAAGGGGAAAAGAGACAAUCUCCUUUUUUUUUUUUUCCCCCUCCAGCUAUAUCCUCUAAAAGCUACAGAAAAGGAACAUUUUAUUUUUGUUUCCAGUGGUUGGCUUCUCUGUUAGAAACACGGCUCCUGAGCUUGGAAGGACUGGAUGAGGCAAUACCCUUGAAAAGGGCUUUCUGGUUUAGUCUUUGUUUCUUCGUUUUGCUGGAGCGUAGGUUGCUGUAAGGACUGAAGUCAGGACUCACCUACGGCUCUGUGCGUUCGACCGGACCACGGGACCCCUCCAGCUGCUGCCUACCCCGUGCCAAACGGUAACUCCUCCGGCAGGGCAGCGAGCCCCGAGCUGUCCAUCUGCAGAACUACGUACGCGCUCGUGGGCAAGGGAGGCAGGGAAGCGUCUCCUCUGCGUGGACCUUGUCCCCUCUGCCGCGUCCUCCCCGGUGGAAGCAGGGACAGAAGGCGGCUCGGUGGCGAGGGGAGGCAGGGAUCCUGAGGAAAGGGGCCUGAGGAGAUGGCAGGAGCAGGGCAGGAUGCUGCCGUAAGGUUGCACAUACGGGAAGAAGAGGGAAGAACGAGAACGGACAUCUCUAACGUCCCAGCAAGACUGGAGCGAGUCACUCGUAACCACUUUCCACACGGUGCCGUGGGGAGGCCUGGGGUAUCCUGGUCACUGUUCCUCCUGCAGUCACUGUCCUUCUGCCCACCGAGAACCCCGCAAACACGUUUGAUAGCCCGGGAGCUCUGCCCAGCCAGCGAGGGAGCCUCCAGGCUCCAGCCACGGGCUUUCCUCUCACUCCAAUGUGCUAAUACUCAGCGAGGUGAUGGGCAGGAGAAUUUGCACACUUGCUGCUGUGUGUAUGCAGCUGCGCGCGUGGCCGUGGCUUGUCCGUCUGUCCCUGGGCACGUAACCACACAUGGGCUGAGCACAAGAGAAUCACUAAAGGAGGGGGAAGACAGCAGGUCAUCCUGCCUGGAGCAAAACAGCUUUGUCCGAGCUGUCCAGGGGAAAGCCUGCUCCGUCUUCCGCCCCUUCCACGUCUGAAUAAUGAAUGUUUCUGUCUCUUGGAAUCCAUGAUGGGUCUGGAGAUGGGUGUGGGGAAGGGGUAGGCCAAGCCACAGGGCAGGUUUCUUUCAUGUGCUGCCGAGGUGCCGUUUAGCUGGCCAAGAACAGAGCUUGCGCUGUGCAGAAAUCACUGCGGCGACAAAGGUUGACCUGCUGAGUCCAGCAGUCCCUGGUUUUUCUUCCAGCCGGUAUCACGGGGUCUGCAGGCUCCCAGCAAACUCUGCCAGCGAUGAGGCCGGCAGUGAAGGAAAUACUAAUGAGGGAGGGGGUGAGAAAUGUUCUCUCCCUGUGCAGAUUGCGGCUUCACCUCUGCCACGGCGCCUGCGGAGCGCAUCUGACCCCGUCACUGCUCCUUACACACCAGAUAAUCUUGUUUCCUCUGUGUGUUGAGGCAGCUGGGCCACGCGGGGCUGGUGGAGCUGGCCCGCAGGCUGGCCCGGGCUCGCUGCAAAGUGCCGUACGCACGUCUGGACGCCGGCUGCGGUGGGGUCCUUCAGCCGCGGAGGUGGAGCGGAUGCCAAAGGCUGGGCGCUGCCUCCGUACCCCGAGCACCGUCGCUGACCCCCCCUCCCCGUAGCAGGGAGGCCCAGGGCCGCUUCGCAGGAUGACGAAUCAAAGGCUUUAAACUGAAGAAAAACUACCUAAAAGUCCACUUUCGAGUUACCAAAAGUUAAUUAUGGUCUAACAGAGCUGUGGCUCUUCCCGACAGCAGCUCCCAUGCUGCUCCGGCGUCGGUCCCGGCGGUGCGGAUCUCCUCCACCCUCCCCGCGCCGGGGGCCGACGAGGGGCCGGCAAGCGUGGAGCCGGAGUUUGGGAUCUACGUGUAACCGAUUAACAUACACAGCUUACAAACAAACAAACAAACAAACAAUAGGUUUUUAACUUAUAUCAGUGUAUUCAUUAAAGGAACAAGAAAUAUCUGGCAAAACACGACGGUGCGUGGUGGGAAGCUGCUGCCCCGGUGCCAGCCAGCCCCCGCGCCCAGGAGGUGGGUUUUUAACGAACUCGGCCUGUUCAGCUUUCAUCUAAGCGUGUGCGUGUGCGGGCUGUAUUUUCACAGGUCUGAUGCAGAGAUUCAAUCAUGAAGUUUAACCAAGGAUCUGGAGAGCAUCCUACCUAAAAGUUCACUUAUCUCUAUUUAUUUUACAAAAAUAAUAAAAAAAAAAAUAUAAAAAAACCACACGAUUGUAAUGUGAGAGUAAAACAAUUACAAAAGAAAUAAAUGGUUAAUAAAAAAUAAAUGCAGAAA